AGGUUUAUUUGUGGCAAUGUACUUGCCUCCAGAAGAAAAAUGAGGCAGAAACUAUUGGAAGAAGGCUGGCAAUAUUUAAGAGAGCCCGUGCAAGUGGUGCCGGGUCCUACGCGCCUCGGGAGCUGAGCGCCGGCUGGUUCACGGCGCAGGCGCAGUGGGGUCUGUCUCGCCAUGCCGACUGUCAGCGUGAAGCGAGAUCUGCUCUUCCAAGCCCUGGGUCGGAACUACACUGACGAAGAAUUUGAUGAAUUAUGUUUUGAAUUUGGUCUGGAACUUGAUGAAAUUACUUCCGAGAAGGAAAUCAUAAGUAAGGAACAAGGUAAUGAAAAGGCAGAGGGAGCCUCUGAUGUUGUUCUUUACAAAAUUGACGUACCUGCCAAUAGAUACGAUCUCCUGUGUUUGGAAGGAUUGGUUCGAGGACUUCAAGUCUUCAAAGAAAGGAUAAAGCCUCCAGUGUAUAAACGGGUAAUGCCUAAUGGAGAAAUUCAGAAAUUGAUCAUCACAGAAGAGACAGCUAAAAUACGUCCUUAUGCUGUGGCAGCAGUUCUCCGAAAUAUAAAGUUCACUAAAGAUCGAUAUGACAGUUUCAUUGAACUCCAGGAGAAAUUACAUCAGAACAUUUGCAGGAAAAGAGCCUUGGUUGCUAUUGGUACCCAUGAUUUGGACACUUUGUCAGGCCCUUUUACAUACACUGCAAAGCGACCUUCAGAUAUCAAAUUCAAGCCUCUGAAUAAGACCAAGGAGUAUACAGCCUGUGAACUGAUGAACAUAUACAAGACUGACAACCACCUUAAACAUUAUUUACAUAUCAUUGAAAAUAAACCCCUGUACCCAGUUAUCUAUGAUAGCAAUGGUGUCAUCCUUUCAAUGCCUCCGAUUAUCAAUGGAAAUCAUUCUAAAAUAACUGUAAAUACUAGAAAUGUAUUUAUUGAAUGCACAGGAACUGAUUUCACUAAGGCAAAAAUAGUUCUUGAUGUUAUUGUCACCAUGUUCAGUGAAUAUUGUGAGAAUCAAUUUACGGUUGAAGCUGCUGAGGUCGUUUUUCCUAAUGGAAAAUCCUAUACCUUUCCAGAACUGGCUUACCGAAAGGAGAUAGUGAGAGCUGAUCUAAUUAACAAAAAAGUUGGAAUCAGAGAAACUCCAGAAAAUAUUGCCAAGCUUCUAACCAGGAUGUAUUUAAAGUCAGAAGUAAUAGGUGAUGGGAAUCAGAUUGAGAUCGAAAUCCCUCCAACCAGAGCUGACAUUAUCCAUGCAUGUGAUAUUGUAGAAGACGCAGCUAUUGCCUAUGGAUAUAACAACAUUCAGAUGACGCUUCCAAAAACCUACACCAUAGCUAAUCAAUUUCCUCUUAAUAAGCUCACAGAACUCCUAAGACAUGACAUGGCAGCUGCUGGAUUCACGGAAGCACUUACCUUUGCCCUGUGUUCCCAAGAAGAUAUUGCUGAUAAACUUGGUUUGGACAUCUCUGCAACAAAGGCAGUCCACAUAAGUAAUCCCAAAACAGCGGAAUUUCAGGUGGCACGCACUACCCUUCUUCCUGGCCUCCUAAAGACUAUAGCUGCGAAUCGGAAGAUGCCCCUUCCUCUGAAACUGUUUGAAAUCUCUGACAUUGUAGUAAAAGAUUCUAGCAGAGAUGUAGGUGCAAGAAACUACAGGCAUCUCUGCGCUGUUUAUUACAACAAGAAUCCUGGGUUCGAGAUAAUCCAUGGGCUGCUGGACAGAAUCAUGCAGUUGCUUAAUGUGCCUCCUGGUGAAAAGAAGGGCGGAUAUGUGAUCAAAGCAUCAGAAGGCCCUGCUUUCUUCCCUGGGAGAUGCGCGGAGAUCUUUGCCAGGGGUCAGAGCAUCGGGAAGCUUGGGGUCCUUCAUCCUGACGUCAUCACCAAAUUUGAGCUGACCAUGCCCUGCUCCUCCCUGGAAAUCAAUAUUGAGCCAUUUUUGUGAAGAUGGGGCUCCGCUGUGUGACUCUCUCCCCGAGUGUCCCCUUCUCCUUCCCUGGUGUCCUGUAGCCCUCCCCACAGGGAGUAUCCAUUUACGCUUUAAUGUUUAAUAAAGUAGAAAGUGAUUCUGGCCCGGUGGAUAAAUGCCGCCCACUCCCUGCGUUAGGCCAGCUUGUGCGAACACGGUGUCCGUGAAGCUACAUGGUUAGGAAGAGCCCAGAGGAGCACAGGACUGGAGGCUUACGGAUGAAACAGCAGGAGAGCAGAUUUGGACGCAGGGCGCACGAGUAGGAGCGAUGGAAGAUUUCCAGUCAGUGCUCACAUUUGACAUUCAGCAUUGGGAAACAGUAUUUUUAGGAGACCAUUAGGAAGCAGUGACAGUCUAGCAGUUAGUCUUACAGCCGUUGAAGUUAUUUUAAAGUGAAAAAAAAUGUUGCAAGUAUUUGAAAUAUUUGAAUGUGCAGAGGUGCUUUCACUCCCUGAUACCCUGAGACCGAGCACCUGCUGCAUAGCUGUGUUCUGCCGGCCGAGUUACACAUGGUGACAGCAGCGCCCCGGGAACAUCGGAAACGGUGAAAAAUUACUUCUGCCCUAGGCCAUACAUUUCACUGUAAUCAGUAUUAUAAAAUCGUGGCGUUAAAUAUUUAAUUGAGCAACUAGGUUCUGUCUUCUUUUAUAGGGAAGUAUUGGAUCUCCUCUGAAGCUAAUUUUCUGUCAGUCCUCCUUGUCUUGCCUUCUAAUUUACUUUUAUACUUUGAUCUAGACUCUUCCAGUAGGUACUGAUAGUGAAAAAGCUAGGUCUAAUGUUUCUUAGUUACUGUUAAGAUGACAUGAAACACAAAAUGUAAAACCUUAAGUUCCAGUAGAAAUAGCUAACGGAGUGAGGAAGGGUUAUGUUUCUGGAGCUCUGCUGAGCCUACUGUGAGGAGCCCCGCCCCGUGACUGCCUUGCCUCAGGGCAGCAGCGUCCGACCUGGCAAGAUCUGUGCACAUACAGACUGUCCUGUUCUUUCCCAAGUCUGUUGUAAGCACAACCUAACAGCAUUUAAAGGAAGUGAGAUAGGCUCACAAAAAAACCUCAAAAGGUUUGUAUCCAGCAUCCUUAGAGAUUUAAACAGAUAUUUCCCCAAAGAAGAUACAGGAAAUAAGCAUUUGAAAAGAGGCUCACCGUCCUUAACUGUCAGGGACACGCAGAUAGAGACCACAAUACAAAUUGAAACGGCUAAAGUUUGAGAGACUGGUUCAUACCCAGUAUUGGUGAGACCAGGGCGUGGGACCUCCAUGCCCUGCUGGUGGGAACAGAAGAAGGUUAUUUAUAGUAGCUACCACCCAAAUGUUCAUUAGCAGCUGAGUGAAUAAAUUCUACUACAUCUGUA
Enhydra lutris kenyoni (northern sea otter) is the source of this 3312-nucleotide messenger RNA. It is a transcript of the gene FARSB, whose product is annotated as phenylalanyl-tRNA synthetase beta subunit. Gene Ontology annotation, cellular component: phenylalanine-tRNA ligase complex; cytoplasm. The record is from RefSeq and is a predicted model, not a curated record. The transcript is spliced from 17 exons. Bases 172 to 1941 code for a protein of 589 amino acids. Gene Ontology annotation, molecular function: RNA binding; magnesium ion binding; phenylalanine-tRNA ligase activity. Gene Ontology annotation, biological process: phenylalanyl-tRNA aminoacylation. NCBI's taxonomy places the organism in Eukaryota, Metazoa, Chordata, Mammalia, Carnivora, Mustelidae.